Molecule: messenger RNA, 2164 nt
Organism: Neocloeon triangulifer
Lineage: Eukaryota; Metazoa; Arthropoda; Insecta; Ephemeroptera; Baetidae
Product: beta-galactosidase
Exons: 13
Coding region: 26-1960 (644 amino acids)
Biological process (GO): carbohydrate metabolic process
Cellular component (GO): vacuole
Molecular function (GO): beta-galactosidase activity
Source: RefSeq, a predicted model, not a curated record
GGCUGCGAGUCGAUUGACAACAGUCAUGUGCGAGCUCCACAAAGGCCUCUUUCUCUUGUCAUUUCUCACUGUGUCCACGCUUUCUGUGGCAAAAAGAGAGUUUUACAUUGACUAUGAAAACGAUCAAUUUGUAAAAGAUGGCGAACCUUUUAAGUACGUCUCGGGUUCAUUUCAUUACUUUCGUACUCCGUCUGUGUACUGGAGGGACAGGCUGAGAAAAAUGAAACAGGCCGGGCUGAACGCCGUCUCUACGUAUGUUGAAUGGCGCUCGCACGAGACACUGCCUGGGAAAUAUGAUUUUUCUGGAGAUUUGGAUUUGGAGAAUUUUUUAAAAACUGCCCAAGAGGAGGGUCUUUUGGUGCUGCUUAGGCCGGGUCCUUAUAUUUGCGCUGAAAGGGACUUUGGUGGACUUCCUUCAUGGCUGAUGCAUGUUAAUCCAAAAAUGAAGCUAAGGACCAGGGAUGUUUCUUACAUGGGCUACGUGAGGCGGUGGUUUACCGUUUUGUUUAGCAGAAUUUCACCGUAUUUUUAUGGUAAUGGUGGUCCAAUAAUUAUGGUUCAGGUUGAAAAUGAGUACGGCAGUUAUCCUGCCUGUGAUUUGGAGUACAUCAAAGACCUACGAGAUAUCCUUCAAUGGCACACUGGAAAAUCGGCGGUUUUGUAUUCUACAGAUGGCAAUUCAGCGUCAUACAUGAAGUGCAGCAAAGUUGACGGUGUUUAUGCCACAGUCGAUUUUGGAACAGGAGCCAACGUGAGUGCCUCAUUUCUUGAAAUGAAGGUGCACGAACCAACGGGCCCGCUGGUCAACUCAGAAUUUUAUCCUGGCUGGUUGGACCACUGGGCUGAAAAGCACAAUACCGUCAGCACUGUUCACGUUAUUCAAACCUUGGAGGAAAUGUUCAAAUACAACGCCUCAGUAAACUUUUACAUGUUUUACGGUGGCACAAACUUUGGUUUCACAGCAGGUGCAAAUUUUGACGGGUUUUUUUAUCCACAAUUGACUUCCUACGAUUAUGAUGCACCUCUCACAGAGGCUGGCGAUCCCACAGCAAAAUACAUGGCCAUCAGGGCUGCCGUAAAUAAUUAUUUGGGCCAACCCCCUUCGAAAGACGUGCCAGUUGUUUCACCAAAAGGCAGUUAUGGGAACAUUGAUUUGAAAUAUUUGGGAAGCAUUUUUGAUCUCUGCCCAUCAAAAGUACCAAUUAAAAGUGAAUACCCACUUUCAUUUGAACAGCUGAUGCAGUCCGAUGGAUACGUUUUAUAUAAAACUGUGAUCACCAAAUGCUACGCUGACCCUGCCCAGCUGGUAGCAAAAAAUCUCAACGAUCGCGGCAACGUUUUUGUCAAUAAAGAACGCGUUGGAAUUUUAAGUAGAAUAAAUGACAUCAAUUCUAUGCCCAUAUCUGUGCAACCAGGAGACGAGUUGGAAAUUCUGGUUGAAAAUCAGGGUAGAAUUAACUACGGGGGCAAACUGAAAGACUUCAAGGGAAUGACCGGAAAUAUCACCAUAGAGAAGGACAUUUUAAAAUUCUGGAGCAUGCUGCAAUUCCCGUUCCAAAGCUACGGUGACGAUUUAGAUGCGAUUUACAAGGCGAUAGAAACCCAUAAUUCAGUUUCUGCUACAUCAAAAAAUUUGCCUUCGAUUUUCUGGGCAGAUUUUCAAAUUCAAAACACCACACAAAUAAGGGACACUUUCUUAGAUACUAAAGGAUGGUCCAAGGGCAUCGCAUUCAUUAAUGGAUUUAAUUUGGGUCGUUUUUGGCCGAGAGUUGGACCACAACGGACUCUUUACCUGCCAGGAAAUCUUCUGAAUGCAAAUUCAGUCAACCGACUGGUGAUAAUCGAGUUCGACCGUGUGCCACCUGGUUGCAUUGAUAAAGAGCUGAACAAAGGCUGCUUCGUCUCAUUAAGAGAUGAGCCAGUUCUUAAUGCGCUUUGCCAGAGCAACGAAGUUAAAUGAACAGCGCACGCUUUCCACGAGACCCUUAAAUUUCAUUGCCUAUUAACGCACAAAAUAAAUCGGAUCAGGCUGAUAUCAGCCGUGAUGAAAAAUGCAUCUCUUUUUUUCCACUUAAGGAAGGCGGCGGCUUUCAUAAAAAUGAGAAAAGAAAUACGACCGACAGGAAUUUCUGCUCCGCAUUUGAUAUUUUUGAAUUAGUCGGAG